This is a messenger RNA of Linum trigynum, 564 nucleotides long. NCBI's taxonomy places the organism in Eukaryota, Viridiplantae, Streptophyta, Magnoliopsida, Malpighiales, Linaceae. The record is from the annotation of a GenBank genome assembly.
AUGAUCCAGAACAAAACUCUAUACAAAAUUCCCUUCCAUCCAGGAGAUGCAGUCUCGCUUGUCCGCCUUGCCGUGAACAAUGAUCCAAUAAAUGAUCAAACGGGAGAUCCUGCGAGCAAUAACAAUGCUGGAAGCAGCUAUAUCUUGAAAGAUCCUUCGAUUCCAUUCCAACUAGAGAUUCCAGCACACAGCGUGAAGACUGCAGUAGACAAACCAUCCUGUAACUUCUGUCGGAUUACUGUGAGGCCAGUUUCUAAUGGUUUCAAUGAUUCCCUGCCUUGGCGCUGGAUGCUGGGACAUCGCCUCUUGAUGAGAUUCCAAACAGCUUGGGAGAAGACACAUUCGAAAAACAAGUGGUCAAUGGAUUCCUCUUGUUGCUUGCAGAGUUCACAUCGAUUGGCAAUAAUCCAACCCCGCUUCUUCAAGUUGUCAGUUGUCAAUAUCUUUUUAUGGAAAAGAGUCCAUGCAAAGAAGCAUAUCUUGGAGGGGAUAAUGCUUCUCCAAACAGAUGAACGCGGAAAGGAGGAAACUCCUGGAAAAAGCUCAUCAACAAAGCACCUGUAA